AUGAGCCAGGGUGGCGGGGCCGCCGGCGAGAGCGGAGAGCCGGAGGCCAAGGUGCUGCACACCAAGCGGCUGUACCGGGCAGUGGUUGAGGCUGUGCACCGGCUGGAUCUCAUCCUUGGCAAUAAGGCAGCUUAUCAGGACGUGUUCAAACCAGAGAACAUCAGCUUGAGGAACAAGCUGCGGGAGCUGUGUGUGAAGCUGAUGUUCCUGCAUCCUGUGGAUUAUGGAAGAAAAGCAGAAGAACUGCUCUGGAGAAAGGUUUACUAUGAAGUUAUCCAGCUCAUUAAAACAAAUAAAAAGCACAUCCACAGCCGCAGCACCCUGGAGUGCGCGUACCGGACUCACCUGGUGGCUGGCAUAGGAUUUUACCAGCACCUCCUGCUCUACAUCCAGUCCCAUUAUCAGCUGGAGUUGCAGUGCUGCAUCGACUGGACACACGUGACAGAUCCUCUCAUAGGCUGCAAGAAACCCGUGUCUGCGUCAGAGAAGGAGAUGGAGUGGGCACAGAUGGCCUGUCACCGAUGUCUGGUUUAUCUGGGAGAUCUCGCUCGCUAUCAGAAUGAGCUGGCAGGUGUGGACACAGAGCUGCUGGCUGAGCGAUUUUACUAUCAAGCCCUUUCUGUUGCACCACAAAUUGGAAUGCCCUUCAACCAGCUGGGGACGUUGGCAGGGAGCAAAUACUACAAUGUGGAAGCGACCUACUGCUACUUACGCUGCAUCCAGUCUGAAGUGUCCUUCGAAGGUGCCUAUGGGAACCUGAAGCGGCUCUAUGACAAAGCAGCCAAGAUGUAUCAUCAGCUGAAGAAAUGUGAAACCAGGAAGUUGUCUCCAAGCAAGAAACGAGGAAAAGACAUUAAGAGGUUGCUGGUGAGCUUCAUGUACCUGCAGAGUCUUUUGCAGCCAAAGAGCAGCUCUUUGGAUUCUGAGCUGACAUCUCUCUGCCAGUCCGUGCUGGAGGAUUUCAACUUGUGCUUGUUCUACCUGCCCUCUCCUCCUAACCUGAGCUCAACUAGUGAAGAUGAAGAAGAGUAUGAGAGUGGCUACUCCUUCCUUCCUGAUCUCCUGAUCUUUCGCAUGGUGAUCAUCUGCCUCAUGAGCGUUCACAGCCUCAAGAGGGCAGGUUCCAAGCAGUACAGUGCAGCCAUUGCCUUCACGCUGGCCCUCUUCUCUCACCUGAUAAAUCACGUCAAUAUUCGCCUCCAGGCUGAGCUAGAAGAAGGGGAAAAUCCUGUCCCAGCCUUUCAGAGUGAUGGCACAGAUGACCAGGAGCCACGGGAGCUUGUGAACUCAAUUGAGAAGGAAGCUGAAGCUGAGUUGGCCAAUCAUCAGCCUAGUGAGGAACAGCAGAAGAAUGACUGCAAGAAAAGCAAGAAAUACUCUCGUCUCUCCUGUCUGCGCCGCCGCCGCCACCCCCAGAAGGCGGAUGAGAGCGACCUGAGUGAGGGCUUUGACUCUGACUCCAGCCAGAGCUCCAUCAAGGGCAGUGAUGGCUCAGAGAGUGGUUCAGAGAAGAGUGAUGAGGAAGCAGAAGCUGCUUUUGAUGUGGAGACAGACUCCGACAUGAACAGCCAAGAAUCUCGGUCUGACUUGGAGGACAUGGAGGAUGAGCCGGGUGAGGAGGGAAGCAGCCAAGGCAAAAGUGGGCCCAAAGAGGCCUUAAAAAACUGUGUGGAUGGCAGUGGGCUGGGGGACUCCAAGAGCCCAAGCAUCUCUAAAACUGAGGCUGUGGAUCCAGCAGUCAAUGGGCCAGCUUCCCUGAGCACUAAUGAUGCAAGCAUAGCCAGUAAUCUCCAGGCCAUGUCCACCCAGCUGUUCCAGACCAAACGCUGCUUCCGCUUGGCUCCCACGUUCAGCAACAUCCUCCUGAAACCCAACAGUGAACCAGCUGCCUUGAAGGAUGGGACAGAGAGCAAGCCAUGUGUCAAUGGAGAUCUGGAGAAGCCCAGCUUGGCAGAGCAAGAUGAUGUGUCUGACUCCGAAGAAAGCAUUUCAAGUAACAAAUCCUGCAGAAAUGAGCGAUCUCUUCAGGAGAAGUUGGAGAUCAUGACCAAUGAAGGGCUGCUGCUUACUGUCAAGGUGUUCCUGGACUGGCUGAGGACAAACACAGACCUCAUCAUUAUGUGUGCUCAGAGCUCUCAGAGCCUGUGGAACAGGCUGUCUGUGCUCCUGAACCUUCUGCCUUCUGCUGCAGACCUGCAGGAAUCAGGGCUGGCCCUGUGUGAUGAAGUCAAAGACAUCCUGAGUGAUGCUGAGCUCCCAGACCUGAAGGCCAACCUGCUGCUCCCUGAAGAUGUGGCCCUGCGCAAUCUCCCCCCUCUGAAAAAUGCACACAAGAGGUUUAACUUUGAGCAGGACCGGCCCAUUUUCUCAGCAGUUGAGGAGUCUGUCGUGCGGAUCUGCUGCAUUCGGAGCUUUGGCCACUUCAUUACCCACUUGCAAGGCAGCAUCCUGCAGUUCAACUCAGAGCUUGGGAUCUUCAUCAGCAUAGCACAGUCAGAGCAAGACAACUUGCUGCACCAGGCCCAGGCCCAGUUUCACAUGGCUGCAGAGGAAGCUCGUCGGAACAGGCUCAUGAGAGACAUGGCUCAGCUUCGACUGCAGCUGGAAGUGUCUCAGCUGGAGGGAAGUCUCCAGCAGCCCAAGGCACAGUCAGCCAUGUCUCCUUACCUUGUCCCGGACACCCAAGCCCUCUGCCAGCACCUGGCUCUUGUCAAGCAGCUGGCUGCUAGUGGGAGGUUCAUAAUCAUCAUCCCUCGAACAGUUAUCGAUGGCCUAGACUUCCUGAAAAAGGAGAACGCUGGUGCUAGGGACAGCAUUCGGUAUCUGGAGGCAGAAUUUAAAAAGGGAAACAGGUACAUUCGUUGCCAGAAAGAUGUUGGGAAGAGCUUUGAGAGGCAUAAAUUGAAGAGACAAGAUUUAGAUGCCUGGAAUCUCUAUAAAAUACUGGACAGCUGCAAACAGUUGACAGUGUCCCAGGGCAAUGGAGAGGAUGACACCACAGGAAUGGUCACCAUCAUCACGGGCUUCCAGCUGGAAGACCCGAGCUCAUUCUCGGUGCCCAUGCAGUCUGCCAUCCAGGCAGCCGCCAACGCCAGCAUAGAGAUAAAAAAUGUUCUGGAGUUCUACAAGCAGUGGAAAGAGAUGGGCUGAUGGUUAGAAAGGCAUCGGGUUGGUGAACCUUUCUCUCCCCCUCUCGCAACGUGCAGCGUCUGAACGAAGGAAACAACAAUCUGGGCGACACUUAAGACACGAAGAAGCAGCAGCAGCAACAGCAACAAAAAUACCUACCCAAACGAAUUAAAAAAAAAAAAAUCCAAUGUGGGCACGCACACUGACACCCUCCACCUGCAUCCUGAGCAGACGGCUGUACAGCUCUGAUGGCGC
Molecule: messenger RNA, 3384 nt
Organism: Sturnus vulgaris (Common starling)
Lineage: Eukaryota; Metazoa; Chordata; Aves; Passeriformes; Sturnidae
Gene: SMG5
Product: SMG5 nonsense mediated mRNA decay factor
Biological process (GO): nuclear-transcribed mRNA catabolic process, nonsense-mediated decay
Cellular component (GO): telomerase holoenzyme complex
Molecular function (GO): protein binding; telomerase RNA binding; telomeric repeat DNA binding
Source: RefSeq, a predicted model, not a curated record